AUGCCUUCUUUUAAUGCUGACUUCGUGCCGCCCGCUGAUAUGGAAGCUUGGGGCUCACAGAUCGAUCGAGUGUGGCGAAAUUCGGGUCGACCCUUUCAGGGCACCCGAUGCUUACCAAUCAAGGGGCAAGAGGGACCGUUAUACCCUUUCCUAAGUGCCGCUCUCAAAGGCACCGCCACUGCUUUAGAAGGGCUUGCCCCUGCAGUCGAGUACUUGGCUGCGGGACUGCCAGGGGUCUACGGAGUAGCCGCACCGGGCCUCCUCCUGAACCUUCAACGCGCGCAAGGUGAAAUUGAGUACCUUUCCGAAUUCAUCCAGAGACAACGGCGUACAAUUGAGGAGCAGACCCAGGAAAUCAUGAUCUUAUCGCAAGAACUUUCCAAAUCGCAAGCUGUUAUCGCUGAGCAAGCCAACGACAAACCUGGUAUCUCAUCGAGUCUAUAA
Penicillium samsonianum is the source of this 444-nucleotide messenger RNA. RefSeq lists its product as uncharacterized. The coding region runs from base 1 to 444 and encodes 147 amino acids. The transcript has a single exon. Lineage: Eukaryota; Fungi; Ascomycota; Eurotiomycetes; Eurotiales; Aspergillaceae. The record is from RefSeq and is a predicted model, not a curated record.